AUGACCUUUGACCUCAUUCCAGAGUCGAUGUCGCAGAGUGUCGAACAUGAAAAGCAACAGUCAUGCUCCUAUUUUGGCGAGAACAUAGAUUCUAUCAACGGCGACAGAAGUAUGGAAGGAAAUACUAUAGAAUCACCCAGACUAGUAGAAGCACCGAUCUCUGCCUCGAUGAACCAAUCAGAAGAGAGCGCCCCUCCCAGUUUAAUCCGUUCCUCAGACAAACCCGAAGAAUCAAUGCAAGUAGAAGGAGGAACAAGCUCCGUCAAGUCGAGGUUUGAAAGCGGAGACUUCCAAAAUUCCACCCCUGCCAGCGCCGCCACCAAGUCCAUCAAUAUAUACGACGCGCCUGCGGAGAAGGGCGUCGCAGAGAACACUCCCGUGCGGAAGGAGGACAUUUUCCAUGCGGACGAAGCGCAGGAGGAGGUGAAGACCUCAUCGGACGGGAUUGGGAAGUUCAAGAAUAUGUUUGAGGUGGGUGGAGUGACAAAUCUAGAGGCCAAGACCAGUCGCGAUCCUGUCAACGUCAGAUCCCUCACCGAGUAUGAAAGCACCACCCAGGCUCACGUAGCGGAGAGCACGCCGGUCAUCAGGGACGAUGUCGUCAGGAGCUCGGAUACUUCGGAGGACCCCGGCAUUAAGCGAGGCCUCUCGAAAUCGCUCAGGAAUCGCUUCGAGACGGAGAGGAUUUCAAACAUUGAGGAGAAGCCGAGAGAAAAGAUUGAGAUCAGUAGGCCGGAAGAAAGGAGGGUUUACCAGCCUCCAGAGAAGCCGAAGCGUGAGGAUGUAGUCAAUGCAGAGACUACGGCUGAGGAUCCCGGGAUCAAGUCAGGACAAGCAAGGUCGCUCCGAAGUCUCUUCGAGAAGGGCAACGUCAGCAACGUGCAGGAGAAACCUCGAUCUGCUUUAGAACGUAGUCCUCGCUCUCUUGAAGACUACAAGAUUGAGGACCAGGUCUCCGAGAGCACACCAACAAGAAAAGAGGACGUGGUGAGCUCGUCGAUGACGUUGGACGAGCCGAUGAAGUCGGCCGAGAGCACACGGUCGCUAAAGCAGAGAUGGGAGACCGGGCAGGUCGAGAGGGUUCCGGAGAAGCCAAAGCCGUCACUAGAGAGGACGCCGCAGUCGUUAGAUAGUUAUAGCAUGACGAUGGUGAUUUCUGAGAACACACCUGAAGAAAGAACUGAUAUUGUCAAGUCAUCGGCAAGCAGCGAUGACUAUCUGACGUCGAAAGGUGGCAGUGCAAGCUCUCUGAAGGCAAAAUGGGAGUCGGGUGAAGUUCAUAACGCUGACGUGAAAACCGAGAAGGUGGAGAGUAAACCGAAGCGUUUCUCUGGGUACUAUGAAGGGGAUGAACAAACGAAUGGUGUAGUGGAACACGAGAAUGGAAUCAUGGAAGAGAGAGAGGAGGAGCAGGAAGAGGAAGAAGAAGAGAGCAGUGUUGAUGCUUCGUGGGAAAUCAAGGCAGCAAGAGCAGCAGCCAUGGCUGAUAUAGAAGAUGAGUGACCAAUCAGAAGCUUCCAUUUUUCAAAUUAAUCACCAUGC
Lytechinus variegatus (green sea urchin) is the source of this 1542-nucleotide messenger RNA. Its product is annotated as ABC transporter F family member 4-like. The record is from RefSeq and is a predicted model, not a curated record. The coding region runs from base 1 to 1503 and encodes 500 amino acids. The transcript is spliced from 7 exons. Lineage: Eukaryota; Metazoa; Echinodermata; Echinoidea; Temnopleuroida; Toxopneustidae.